Molecule: messenger RNA, 2624 nt
Organism: Gaeumannomyces tritici R3-111a-1
Lineage: Eukaryota; Fungi; Ascomycota; Sordariomycetes; Magnaporthales; Magnaporthaceae
Exons: 5
Coding region: 1058-2449 (463 amino acids)
Biological process (GO): oxalate metabolic process
Source: RefSeq, a predicted model, not a curated record
CGAGAGACGGCGUCGUGGAGCGGCAACGGCGCAAGAGGCCAACGGUUGGCCGCGUUGGACGCCGGCUCAUUAAUAUACCAGCGUAAAUACGAACGGCUUUACCGACGCUAGGAAUUAGUAGAGCCGCGGAACGGCACUAAGACAUCCUAGAGCUUGCGUGUGUCAAUCUCGAAGGGAGAGGCCGAAAGAGGCACCCAGCGUGGGGGCACCAGAUCGGAGGGGGGCUUAGGACUAGCAGGGACUAGUAGGCAAACAACGGCCCGACGUCGCUGACGUCAAGGUCCGUCCUCAAACCACACAAACCACAGUCGGGCUCACUCCGCAGCUGCCGCCAACCCAUAUCCGACCGAAACGCCGCCGAAGGCAAUAGGCAUCGACAGCCUCAACCAGUCCUCCAUCCUGUGGUCCAGUGCCUCCACCAAAACGCCGAUUCAUGCUGCGAUUCGCUAUCUCUGGGCACCAUCUCGCGGCGCUUUACGUGACGUCCCAACACCUCACCGCCCGGAAUCCAACCUCCCUGUCUCGUCCAGGAUAUCAGCCUGAGCCAGACGGGCCUGCGGCUCAUCGAGAAUAGGUUCGUCCCUGCCCAAGCAAGGUCCCGGCUGACCGGCAGGCGGGCGUCCAGGGGCCGCGACCAACGAGAACGGAGAGCGGUCGCAUGGAGGCAAUCUCCAAUGACUAGUGCUACUGCUCGAAUGGGCAUUCUUUUUUCGCCAUGCACCAUGCAGGAUGAGAUAUCGAUGCAGGACCCUCCACAGCACGCGCGGGUGACAAGAGGUUCCCCCCGGCUGCGAGCGCCGCUCGUGCGGGCUGCAACCGUCCGGCCGCUGUCAACAGUCUACCUGUCAACCGAGAAAAUUCGCGCACGCUCGUCGUGUAUAAAGCAUGCGGCUCCCGGUCCUGCCGUCGACAGGAAUACCUCGGCUCUUCACCUCCCUCCCACGCCUCGUCCUGGGUAGACAUCAGCACCUCGGGCCUUGUUCCAACCUCGACACGCCGACAGCUACGAGACAUCUCGCAGCCAGGCCAUAACAAGGUCGCCUCCGUGCCCGCGAAUAUGAAGCUUCUUGGCCUCGGUGUUCUGGGCGUCGCCCUCGCGGCGCCUGCUCCGCAGAUGCCUGCCAACUACGGCCAGAACCAGGGCCCCGUCGGCGGUAUCACCCCGCCCCUGCCCACCGUCAGCGAGCCCCGCGGCCAACUGCGCGGCGACCUCAGCCUACAGGGCGGCAUCGCCCCCCGGCCCAAGGUCCACGGCGGCGACUCGGCCGUCGUCCCGGACGUGCAGAAGGUGGCUGGGCAGGAUGCCGACCCCAAGCUGGGCGUCUUCCUGGACUUCAACAGCGUCGAGAAGCCCGAGCCCUUCAGGGGCGAGCGGGGCGCCACCGAUCCCGGGCCGCGUACCUACGAGUACGAGAGGCUCAACCCGGACCUCUUCGCGCCCCCGACCUCGGACAAGGGCGACGUGCUGCCCGUGGCCAAGAAGAUGGCCGGCGUCGACAUGCGCCUCUCUCCCUGGGCGUACCGUGAGCUUCACUGGCACACCUCGGCCGAGUGGGCCCUGGUCCUCAAGGGCAGCGUCCGCGUGGCGGCCAUGAACGAGGACGGCGAGAGCUUCCUCGACGACGUGACGGCCGGCGACGUCUGGUACUUCCCGCCCGGCAUCCCGCACAGCCUGCAGGCGCUGGGCGAGGGCACCGAGUUCCUGCUCGUCUUCGACGACGGCGCCUUCUCCGAGGACGAGACCUUCCUGGCCACCGAGACCUUUAUGCGCAACCCGGAGUCGGUGCUGGCCAAGAACUUUGAGGGGCUGGACCUGACGGCGCUCAGGAACAUACCCAGGGAGGAGCUCUUCAUCUUCAACGGCAGCCCUGCCGACGAGGACAUCUCCAAGGACAACAUCACGGGCAGCGCCGGCGCCAUCAAAUCGCCCAACGCCUACACGUACCACUGGUCGCAGCAGAAGCCGUUCGAGACCCCAGGAGGCAGCGUCAAGAUCCUCGACCCCAUCACCUUCCCCGUCGCGCCCAUGUUCUCGGCCGCGCUCGUCACCGUCCAGCCGGGCGCCAUGCGCGAGCUGCACUGGCACACCACGUCGGACGAGUGGAACUUCUUCCUGCAGGGGUCGGCGCGCAUGACCGUCUUCAAGGCGCCCUCGUCCUCGCGCACCUUUGACUACACGGCCGGCAACGUCGGCUACAUCGAGGCGGCCGAGUGCCACUACAUCGAGAACACGGGCACCGAGGACGUCAUCUUCCUCGAGGUGCUGCAGGCGCCCAAGUUCAGCGACAUCAGCGUCAGCCAGUGGCUCGCCCUGACGCCCUGCCAGGUCGUCAAGGACACCCUCAGCUUCCUGCCCGACGCCAUCCUGGACAAGCUGCCCAAGGAUAAGACCCUGAUCAAGGUCGGCAACAAGAACAUGACGGCCAUUGCCGACGGUGGCAAGUCAUAAGUGUGAGGAGAGCUAGGAUGUGAUGUCCAAGUGGAGCAUGGGCUACCUGGGAAAAAACACCCCCGGCCGGAGCAGAGCACCCUGCCACGGUGCGCGAAUGGCUUGCUUCUAGAGCCGGCCACAAGCAGAAUAGAGUACAAUGAUAAUGACAAUGAUAGACGCCUCCCUUUUUCCA